UGCUCUUAUAAGUGAAUGGCUAUAUAGAGAACAUCAUAAACAAAACAAAAUUGCUCAACACUGAUAUUGCACGCGAUGGCAGCGACAACGGCACAACAAACGGAGUUCCGUAAUAAUUUUCGCCUAAUAGUUGAAAGAAUCUUCAACAAUUGGCAGAAUUUGCGUCUUGCCGUUGAACAUGGCAUGGGUGGUCGCAAUGGACAGCAGGUGGCAAUCGAGAUCAUGGAAUACACUUUUGAGUACUGCGUAGGCAACGAGAACAUCACAGAGGGUGAGUUGCAGGAUGUAAUCGAGGAGCUGAUGGAUCAGGAAUUCAAUACGCUAUGCGACGAUCACUCCAUACCCGAAAUAUGCCGCAAUCUCCUGCGUUACAAGCAAAUGGCGAAGGCGUCCCAAUAUCCACAGAUUGAAGCUGAGCUCAGCAGAUUGCCGCAGGGCAAGGACUGGUUACGUCCCGAUGUCAAAAUCACGUACACGCCCAUAGAAGGCGAUUCCUCCUCCGACGAAGACAUGGAUGAGGAUGAUGAAGGAGACGAUGCCAUGAAUGGUGAGGAUAGCGAAGAGGAGGCUGCAACUAGCAGUGACAGAGUUACACGCUCCCAGACACGUAAGCAGCAAGCGGCCGAGUUUGUGGAGCCAGAGGAGGGUUGGACGACUGUCCGUCGCAAAUAGAAAUACAAAUAAAACGCAAUUUAUACUGUUAGUUAUCAAAA
Molecule: messenger RNA, 713 nt
Organism: Drosophila albomicans
Lineage: Eukaryota; Metazoa; Arthropoda; Insecta; Diptera; Drosophilidae
Exons: 2
Coding region: 76-672 (198 amino acids)
Biological process (GO): maturation of SSU-rRNA from tricistronic rRNA transcript (SSU-rRNA, 5.8S rRNA, LSU-rRNA)
Cellular component (GO): nucleus
Source: RefSeq, a predicted model, not a curated record